Molecule: messenger RNA, 1333 nt
Organism: Rhipicephalus microplus (southern cattle tick)
Lineage: Eukaryota; Metazoa; Arthropoda; Arachnida; Ixodida; Ixodidae
Product: xaa-Arg dipeptidase-like
Molecular function (GO): dipeptidase activity
Source: RefSeq, a predicted model, not a curated record
AACAACUUGCUUUUCUUUUUCGUUGGCACUCUCGUUCUAGUCGUACUUCGAACGCGAUUUCUUUCCCAGCUCCCAAGACGUAAUCCGUUUCCGAUCGACGUCUCCCGCGAUGGCCGGCGCGGAUUAUUCGCCCGCCGUCUGCAAGGCUGUCGACGAAAGCGCCAGUCGGCUUCGCCAGCUGAGCAUGGACCUCUGGAACAAUCCGGAGUUGGCAUUCAAGGAGGUCAAGUCUCACGACCUGCUGACUUGGUUUCUUGAGGAACGAGGACUCAAGGUUCAAAGGAAGUACCUCCUGGACACGGCGUUUAGAGCCGAGGCUGUCGCCCCUGGAAAAAACGAUGGUCCCACGGUGUGCCUGAUGGCCGAGUACGACGCCCUUCCAGAAAUCGGCCAUGGCUGCGGCCACAACCUGAUCGCCGAGGCAUCCAUGGGUGCUGCUGUGGGUGUCACGGAAGCCAUGAAGAACUUCAACACCAUCGGCGGCAAGUUGGUCGUCCUGGGAACACCAGCCGAAGAGAGCGCAGGGGGGAAGGUACUACUGCUCGAAAAGGGAGCCUUCAAGGACAUCGACGUGGCCCUCAUGGCACAUCCGGGUCUUCAGGACGGGCUCAAGAUGCACGUCAACGCACGGCGCCAACUCAACGUCCGGUACGAGGGCAAGGCGGCACAUGGUUCAGACUCGCCUUGGGAAGGUUUGAACGCCCAGGACGCUGCGGUCGCAGCCUACAUCAACAUGUCCAUGUUGCGGCAGCAUACCAAGCCAGCCGAUAGGAUACUUGGCGUCGUGAAGCAGUUUGGCGAACGAGCAAACGACAUCUCCGAGUCCAGCAAGCUGGUCUACCACGUCCGGGCACCCAAAGACACCGAGAAGGACGCGCUCGUCGCGCGAGCAGAGAAGUGCUUCCAGGCGGCCGCACGGGCCACGGGUUGUGGAUUCGACAUCGACAAGGGCAUGGAGUACAAGGAGCUCAUCCACAACGAAGUCCUUAUCGAGACCUACAGGAAGUACGGUGAGGCUCUUGGUGUGUCGUUCGCGGACGCUUUGCCGGGCGUCACCAUCCGCACCGGCGGGUCUACGGACGCGGGAAACGUUUCGUACGUGCUUCCCACGCUGCACGCAAGCUUCGGCAUCGGCGGCGGCGGCUCUGCCGUGCACCACACGAGGGCGUUCGCCAAGGCAGCGGCGACCGACGACGCCCACCAGGCAGCGCUACGCGUCGCCAAGAUCCUCGCACUCACCGCGCUCGACCUGAUGUCCGACCCCGAACUCAUGGCGCGCGCCCGGAGCGACUUCGAGACUUGGAAGGUCGCCCGCGGUGCGCCGUGCAAGUGA